AUGAUAGAGCCCAUGAUAGAGCCCAUGACAGAGCACAUGACAGAGCCCAUGAUAGAGCCCAUGAUAGAGCCCAUGAUAGAGCCCAUGACAGAGCCCAUGAUAGAGCCCAUGAUAGAGCCCAUGACAGAGCCCAUGAUAGAGCCCAUGAUAGAGCCCAUGAUAGAGCCCAUGACAGAGCCCAUGAUAGAGCCCAUGAUAGAGCCCAUGAUAGAGCCCAUGACAGAGCCCAUGAUAGAGCCCAUGACAGAGCCCAUGAUAGAGCCCAUGAUAGAGCCCAUGACAGAGCCCAUGACAGAGCCCAUGACAGAGCCCAUGACAGAGCCCAUGAUAGAGCCCAUGACAGAGCCCAUGACAGAGCACAUGACAGAGCACAUGACAGAGCCUAUGAUAGAGCCCAUGACAGAGCCCAUGACAGAGCCCAUGACAGAGCACAUGACAGAGCACAUGACAGAGCCUAUGAUAGAGCCCAUGACAGAGCCCAUGACAGAGCCCAUGACAGAGCACAUGACAGAGCCUGUGAUAGAGCUUAAAUAUUCUAUUGCUUCAGGCAAAGAUUGUGUAUUCAGAAGUUAG
Messenger RNA from Knipowitschia caucasica, 573 nucleotides. The record is from the annotation of a GenBank genome assembly. Lineage: Eukaryota; Metazoa; Chordata; Actinopteri; Gobiiformes; Gobiidae.